CACAAUUGUCGUCAAAAUGUCUAGUUUAGCCGACCAAUUGAAGGUCAUAAAGGAAAAGACAGCUUCUGUUGUCUUGGACAGAAAAGCGAGGUCUAAAAUCCAUUCAAGAUCACUCAUUUUCGACCCCAAGGUAGCCUCUACCCAGGACUAUGACUAUUUGUACCAAUUAGGUCUUGAAGGCUUGGAUGAACUCUCUGAGAUCGACUCCAGAUUCUCCAAAUUCAGACAUACGCUAUUUUCUGAAACCUCAGUUUCUAUGGACAGAAACGUCCAGACAAAAGAUGUCAUUUCUCAGCUAGACAAGAACAUCGAUGCCUUUUUGACUUUGGCUGGCCCCUUCUAUUCCUUAGCCCCCACUGUAAAAGCUGUAGAAUGGCUUGUGAGAAGAUUCCAUAUCAACAUGCACAAUGGCGAGAUGUUGUUGCUCACAUCUUUACCUCACUAUAAUCAAUCGGUAUUCGUCAAGAUUCUCAAUGUCAUUCCCAAAAACCUGUUCCCUAAGAUCUUUGACUGGGUUGUGGGCUACAAAGAUUUGUUGAAAAACCCACCUUCAAGCUCAAUCUUGAAGGCUUUUCAUAACGACUUUGAAUUUUUCAAAUUGUAUGCCAUGUUUUUAGUAGAGCAGUUGAAGAACGGUACAGUCUACCAGGAACAGUUGCUGUUCUUCUUGUCUACAACUGUUCAGUUGUUAGCUUCUUUGUCUAAGUCAUUGGACACAUUGAACGAAAACCACUUGCCUGUAGUGUUGGAAGUGGUCGGUUUCUUGUUGCUUCCUUCUAAGUAUGAAACUCUUAGAAAUAUUGAUGUCGACACCAGACUCACUGCCUAUUCUAUCAUAGCUGUGCUUGCAUCUAUUAUUCCCAUUUCGACUGAGUUGAUCAGAUCGUUCACCGAAUCUAUCUUGCAAGAUCCAAGAUCGCUUGAGCCCAACUCUGUGAGACAGACUUUGAUUGUCUUAAGUCAGUUGUGGAGAUUCUACCAGGGAGAUUUUUCUGACAGAGAAGCCAUCGUCAAAUGCUUUGCCAAUCUUGCACCAUCUAAAUUGAUCAAGGUGGAGCAUCUAGUCAAGGAUCUUGUAGCCGACAACUACAAGUUCCAGAAAUUUUUGACUUUCUACUUCUUUGCGACUUUCCCAAAUCCAGAAUCGUACAAGAUCUUCCAGCUUGUAGACUUGGGCAAGUCAGAGUUAUAUUUCUCUGAAAUUGCUAAGCAAAUAGUAGAAAAUUCAACUGCCACAGACAAAUGCAGAUCUGUAGUUAUUCACAUCUGUGAGGAAUUGUUAAAGAGCAACAGUGAGCUCUUUAUCAAGGCUUUGGCUACCCAGGAGAUGAACAUCGAUGCCUUGGAAAUGAAAUUGAUGACGACUUUGGGAAGCAACAGUAGUGUUCGCGAUUCUGACGAUGUUGAGUUUGAUGCCGGUGAAGAGGAUAACAAUGACGAAGAAACCGAAGAGGUUGCUGUCCAGUUUGCCACAGCAGCUAAUUUGGAUAGUAUCAAGUCGUCUUCAAAGUCUUUCUUUACUUCCAGUUCAGACUCUGAAUUUUCCAAGCUCACUUUGGACUUGAUCUCAUUGUUGAGAAAUGUCACCGUAAAAGUCCAGAAGAGCUUGCUUUUGAAGUUCACCACUUCUGUAUUUUCUAGUAUAGAAACAGGCAUUUCGUUUUUGAUCAGAAUUGCAUUUACUCCUUCUAUUCCUCUUUCUAUCAGACUUACUGCUAUUAGAUGUACCAAAUGGAAAUUGAAGGAAGCCUCGACUAGUUCUUCGUCUCCAUUGGACUUGUACUUGUUGAUCCCUAUCUUCUUGUUGGGAGUCUACGACGAAACCAGGGUCGUUAGAGCAGGCUUCGUUCAACUUUUGAGAUUCAUCAAGGAAACAACCACCUCCAUUCAUGCAAAUAAGAAGAAGGUCAAAUCAGUCUUGUUCAUGGAAGAUGUCAUCUACGAUACUACUGAAGCCAGCAAGCGAGCAAUUAUCCUGCCCAACGACGCUUUGUUCUUCACUGAGUUGCUCCUUAAAGAGGAUGUAUUGGAGGAUGUUAUCAUUGACAGAAGUCGUUUGGUCCCUAAGUUUGGCCAGUUAAUUUUGAAGACAUUUGUCAUCAACCAGUGGUCGUUGAACUUCUUCCCAGUCGUAUUCAAAUGGAGAGCAUGGAACAUCGUAGCUCUCGAAAACAAAAACGGAACUGAAGACAGAUUCUUCUUCACCGACAGCGAUUUAUCUGAGUACUUCACGAAGAGAAGCAACUGGAUCCAACAGGCCAACGAUGCAAAGAUUGCAUUCUUUGAGGAAGUUGAGGGUGCUAUUGUAGGACUAGUAGGCGGCAAUAGUACCAACGAAGCCAAGACUGCAACUGAAGUGGACUGGAUUAUUCAAUCGUUGAACAGCCAAUUCAGCAACUUACAAAUAGCUGUGAACUCCAGAUUGCUUGAGAUAUUCAACAACUUCUCUACAGUAGAAAACAGAAUCAAGAUUGUCAACAAGUUGAUUGACUUGCUUAACAACGACGAACCAAUAGAAAGUGAUCCUAUGGACACGUUACAGACUUUGAAGUUGGACCAGGACUUGUUCAUAUCUGUUUUGGGUAAUGUUCAAAUUGGUGGUCAAAUUCCUGAACAGGGUCCUGCAAAAAGAAGAAGAAGAUCAUCCAGCUCUACCAAGCAGGCAAUGGCAAGAGAAGACAUCAACAACAUGGCUUCCACCCAUUUGAAGAAGCUCACAAUUAUCUUAGAUCUCUUGGAAACCAAUUUGAGAAAUGGAACUGAAACUAUUGCCAGUCCUAACUUGUUGCAAGCCUUGUUCAAGAUACUCACCGACUUAGACUACCUUGGAAAUGACGGUAAUUUGCCUGUGUUAUAUGCCCAGGAGGCUUUGGCUUCUUGUAUGAUUUUGAGUAUUGUCAAGAUGAAGAACAGCGAUGAGACAUUCAAAUUUGAUUCUAACUCUAUCAGAGCCGACUUAAUCGUGAACUCUAUUAGAUCAUCGCAAUCUCCGCAAGUUCAGAAUAGAUUGUUGUUGGUGAUUGCCGAGUUGGCAUCGUUGGCACCAGAGAUUGUAUUGCACUCUGUCAUGCCUAUCUUUACUUUUAUGGGAGCCCACACAGUUAGACAAGAUGACGAAUUUUCUAGUUCUGCUUUGCAACAGACUAUCGCUAAGGUUAUUCCGGCCGUUGCAGCUAAUGGUUCCUCGUCUAUUAGCAACGAAAUUGAAUUCUUGUUAACUAGUUUUGUGACCGCAUUCCAACACAUUCCCAGACAUCGUCGUGUCAAGUUGUUCACAUACUUGAUCAGAACUUUGGGCUCUGACUUAUCGUUGCAUGUUCUUCUUUUCUUGAUGGGACAACAGUACUGCAGCAGCUUGAACAAAAACAAGAUGGCCGAUGCUCAGGUGAUUUUGGAGUUCACCAGUUCUUUCUUAAAGAGUUUUUCUGCAAUUGAACAACUUGAAGGUAUUUCAAAGUUUGCUGAAUUGUGGGAUAUGAUCCCUAUCGCUGAAUUGGAAGCUAACUCGGAAGAGUACAACAAGUUAAGCACUAGAUCUAUCUUUGGUGUUUCCAUCUUGUCUUUGACCAACUCUGGCUUGUCAACCUUGAGAAUCGAGAUGUUGAAGUACAUUAGCUCAGUUGUUGCUACGGAAAAUUCCAACUUCGAUGCCAACACUUUAAAGACUAAGGUGGCCAUGGUCCUUUUAGAUUCGUCGAUCAAUGAUGAUGACGAAGAAAAGAAAUCCAUUUUGGGGUCCUUUAGAAACGUUGCUGCCUUCUUAUUGUCGAGCUUGGACACCUUUACCAAUGUUUCAAGAAACAGCGAAAUAGCUCUCAGCUUGUAUGACUUGCUUGCCAACUUCUUGAACUUGCUUCCUAUACAUUACUUUGUUGAUUCGAUUUUUGAAUCAUUGGACGUCGGAAAAUUCUCUGACACUUUGUCCAUCAAGGUUGCUAAAAACUUGGUUAUUUUGGCAGGCGCUAAGUUUGAAAGUGAAUUGAGUUCAAUUAAUAUCGAUGAAAAGAUCGAGGAAAGUGUUCUUGAAAAGUUGUUGCCUGUAUUAUUGCAUGGUAUCAAGAAGAAUGUGGAUAUAGAAUUGGAACAGGCUUACUUGGAUACAUUUGCUAUUAUUGUCAACAAGUUCGGAGCUUCUACGAAGACUUUAGCUACUCCUACCAAUUCCAGAUUGUUGUUGGAAUCCCUUCAAGCUAUAACCUCUGAGAAUUGCUUGUUGAGUGAACUGCCAGAAACUAUUAUUUCGUCCAUCAAUGCCAUCACCAGCAUUGUCAACGUAUUGGGCGUCAAGACAAUUGGUAUCUUCCCCAAGAUUGUUCCUCCAUCACUCAAGAUAUGGGAAACAACUACCCAUUCUGAGGAUGAAGAAAGUGCCAAGUUGAUACAGUCUUCGAUCAUUGUAUUGUUAUCUUGCUUAAUCAAGAAAAUUCCUGCUUUCAUGACAAGUUCCUUGGACUCGAUUUUCAUUACUAUUCUCUCCAGUGACUAUGUCGACAACAGCAUUAGAACUAGCGUAUUGGGAUUGGUAGUAGAGCAUAUGGAUUCCUCGCAAGUGUUGAAGUCCUUGUGCAACAUCUGGUGCAACAAGAAGUUCUACGAGAACGACAAUACCGGUAACAUCGGUCUCUACUUGAACACCAUGCAAUCCACCAUCGACAAGAUCGACAAAAAGUCUGCUGCUACUCAGUCUACUGUUUUCAUAAAAUGGUUGAUCCAGGCUUUCGAAUUCAGACAUUACUCUGAAGAAGCUGAUAACAAAUUCGACAACAACACCAUACACAGAUUGGAAAGCUCCUUCCACAGCUGUGGUAUUAGCUAUGUGAUGAAAUUGAACGACAAGAAGUUCCGUCCAUUGUUUGCUACCUUGGUUAGAUGGGCUGUUGAAGGUGAAGGAUCAAACUUUUCUGAAAACACCGAGGUUUCCAGAUUGGUAGCUUUCUUCAAGUUCUUCAACAAGAUGCAAGAACAAUUGAAGAGUAUCAUCACAUCUUACUUCUCGUACUUGUUGGAUCCAGUAGCCUCCGUUUUGACUAGAUUUUCUUCUGGCCAACUCAAGGAUAUCAAUUUGAGAAGAAUACUCCUCAACUCCUUGACAUCUUCAUUCAAGUACGACCAGGAUGACUAUUGGUCGCAGCAAGGUAGAUUCGACAGUAUCUGCAACCCAUUAUUAGAACAGUUAACCAACAUUGAGGAAGGUAUUGGCAAGUACCUAAUCAAGAGUAUCACUGCCUUCAUCAACAACGUAGCCUCGGAAGAGUACAACGAGACUUUGGUACACGGGUUGAUUAAGUACAUAUCUAACGAGAAGGAGGAUAACAGCUCCUCUACGAAGAUCUGGACCAUCCGUGCUUUGAAGAGCAUUUUCCAGAAGAUGGGAGAACAAUGGUUGACCUACUUGCCUACUUUGAUUCCAUAUAUUGCUGAAUUAUUAGAAGACGAUGACCAGGCUGUAGAGAUGGAAGUGAGAAGUGGAUUGGUCAGAGUGAUUGAGAAUGUUUUGGGUGAACCAUUGGAUCGUUACUUGGAUUAAAAAUACAAUUAAUAGAUAUUAGCAUUUGAUAGAGUGUGGAAAAGAUAGUUGCAUUUCCAG
Messenger RNA from Scheffersomyces stipitis CBS 6054, 5587 nucleotides. RefSeq names its product snoRNA-binding rRNA-processing protein. Gene Ontology annotation, biological process: maturation of SSU-rRNA from tricistronic rRNA transcript (SSU-rRNA, 5.8S rRNA, LSU-rRNA); positive regulation of transcription by RNA polymerase I. Lineage: Eukaryota; Fungi; Ascomycota; Pichiomycetes; Serinales; Debaryomycetaceae. The transcript has 2 exons. The record is from RefSeq and is a predicted model, not a curated record. Gene Ontology annotation, molecular function: snoRNA binding. The coding region runs from base 17 to 5527 and encodes 1836 amino acids. Gene Ontology annotation, cellular component: small-subunit processome; t-UTP complex; 90S preribosome.